Molecule: messenger RNA, 327 nt
Organism: Plasmopara halstedii
Lineage: Eukaryota; Oomycota; Peronosporomycetes; Peronosporales; Peronosporaceae
Exons: 2
Coding region: 1-327 (108 amino acids)
Source: RefSeq, a predicted model, not a curated record
AUGUGCACAUUGUUCUCCAUCGUAAAGCUUCUGCGCGGCGAUCUUUUCAGUACGUUUGCGCUGGUAGUAUCACAUUUGCGCCGUCAGAAUCUUGUCGUUAUAUUUUUUCAGCGUCUGGCAGACAAGAGCGGAGUAAUAGUUCGCUUACUUUACACGGGGACAAGGAUUAAUCUGAGCGAGCUUCAAAGUCUGAGCGAUAUGUCUCAAAAUCGGUCUUAUUUUGGAAGUUCUGAAACAAGCGCUAAAACUAACGCGUUCAUACUGCCAUCACCCGGUGAAGAAUCAGGCGCGGAGCGCAUAAUGGUUUAUACGCUCACCACCAAGUGA